GACAGAAACGUAGAGUCGUGCCCAGUUCGCUUCUGAGCGUCGGCGGUCGCUAUCGUCGUUGUUUUGUGUUCAACUGAAAUUCAGUCGCGUUUUAGUUUGUGUAUAUACACUGUGUGUGAUAAAUAUUGGAUCAUUGUACUUUAGAUGGUAGCACCACGAAGGUCGGCAGAUUAGAUAAGAUAGUAAAUAUGUAACUAGGACUGUGGAAUAGUGUUAAAUCACACUCACUAUUGAUUCAGUUAACGGUAUGUACGUAGUGCAUAUAACAACUAUUUGUAACAAAGUGAUUUAGUUAACAGUUUUAACAAAUAAAUUCUUAUAAAUAAAUAAAUGGAAUAAUAAUUAACUAUGAUUACGUGAUAUAAAUAUUGCUAUUUAAAAAUAGAAAUGUUUUUCAAGUGCACGAAAAUGACGGUGCGGUGUUAAUUCAUAAUAAAUAUGUAUAAUAUAGUGUUGUGGUGAAAUUAUGGAAAUUUAGUGCAAAAUGGGCUGCAAAUUGGGUAAGCUAGCGGCGUCAGAGCGCCAGAGAUGCGCCAAUCCCGGCCCGAGCUUGGCGGAUGGGCCGCCUCCAGCUACCGAUCCUCGGCUGCCGUUGACUGCCAAACAGAAAUAUUCCAUGUUGGCAUCGUGGAAGGGAAUCUCGAGAGCUAUGGAGAAGACUGGCAUUUGUAUGUUUAUAAAAUUAUUUGAGGAGAAUGAAGACCUACUGAAUAUGUUCGAGAAGUUUCGCCAGUACCGGACGAAAGAGGAACAGAUUAACUCGAUGGAGCUGGCCGAGCAUGCCAACAAUGUGAUGAACACGCUCGACGAGGGCAUCAAGGGUCUGGAUGACCUGGACAACUUCUUCCAGUAUAUACACCAAGUGGGGGCCAGUCAUAGGAAAAUACCGGGGUUCAAAGUGGAAUAUUUUUGGAAAAUCGAGAAGCCAUUCCUAGCAGCCGUGGAAACGACUCUCGGCGACCGGUACACACCGAACGUGGAGAAUAUUUACAAAAUAACAAUAAAAUUCAUAUUAGAAACACUCAUAGAAGGCUACGAGAAAGCUGGCAACCCUAAUGCAACGUGAGCGAUGUAAAAUAUAUAGAUCGAGAUAAAUUAUACAACAUCUAAACUAUCCGAGACUCUGUUAAUAUAGUUUUGAAGAAACAUUACCCUCGACUAACAGUGGUUUUUUGUUAAUAUAACUGAAUUAUUCCAACGCUAGUUCUGGAUUGGAAGUAUAAAGAAUUGAAUUUAAUACUGUCAAUUUGAUAUAGUCAAGAACUAUAUGUAUACAGCUAUAGUUAUAAACUACAUUAAUGUGUAUAAAAGUGAAUAAUUUUAACGUUAUGUAUAGAUAAAUUAUUAUUUAUUUGCGCGGUAGUUCAUAGUGAUAUAACCUGAUUACUUUGAGAAUGUAUCAGGAGAACUAUGUGGAUGGUAUUACUAUUACUAAUAAAUUUAAAAAAAUAUUACAAUAAAAAAAAUAGAAUGACGUUGAUAUCUAGUUUAAAAUUGUAAGUCUGUGUCUUAUGUAUGAAAUUUAUAUUUUUUAAUUUAACACAAACGCUUGUUAUGAUGCCAACUGUUGUUAUUUUGUUUAUUGUUAUUGUAAUGCACUAAACCUUUGUAAUGAAUGUGGAUAUAGAAGCUAGUGUAACAAUUCUGAAAAAUGUUAGUUAAAUCAUUUCGCGUUUAAUUUUUAAUUGCGUCUUCCGAGUGAAUAUGGGAUUACUUUAAACUUGAGUGUUUUGUUAAUUUGUUAUUUUAAUUCACAAUUUAAUUUACAAUAACAAUUUAUAUUUAGAAUACGUAAUAUAUUGGUCACACAAAUACGUGGAGCAUAUAUUAAUUAGAUGUAUAGAGAACUCACACAAAAAAUAUGUAUUUUUGAAAACUUUAGGAAAACUUUUUACAAAUCUACUUUUUUAUGAACUAUAUAAUAUUUUUUACAAUUUCUCCGUAUAUCGUACACGCACAAUUAUUUUUUAAUGUUGACUUCUGAUCUGUGUAGGUCGAUAUCAAUAGUGAUCAUCAUUUUUCAUCAUCUUCAUCACACAAUUGCAUAAAUCAUAUUUGUCUUUUAAUAGAUGUUAUAUUACAAAAAUAAUAUAUAAAAGUAUAUUCAAAUGUAGUCCAAAUUUCGUCAAAUACAAGAUGUUACUGUUACUUACUGACGCCAAUUGUUAGCACAAACUAUGAAACGCAUAAUUAAAAAUGAUAUU
Achroia grisella is the source of this 2204-nucleotide messenger RNA. Its product is annotated as neuroglobin-like. The record is from RefSeq and is a predicted model, not a curated record. The transcript has 4 exons. Lineage: Eukaryota; Metazoa; Arthropoda; Insecta; Lepidoptera; Pyralidae. Gene Ontology annotation, molecular function: oxygen binding; heme binding. Bases 485 to 1066 code for a protein of 193 amino acids.